AUGGCAUCCGACUGUGUCUGCGAUACAGUUGCUCUCCUCUUAGAGAAAUUGCAAGUCCCUGCUGAUGGCCCCCUUGGUGACGAUGUGGGGCGCUUCCUGGCGCCCGUGGUCACGGUGCUGUCGUACCCGGACCUGCUCCGGUACCCCGCCCUAGUGGCCGCGCUGGGCUCCAUCCUGGGCCGGCUGGUCGAGGAAUUUGAUCUGGGAUUGGAGAGGAGCGAGGAAAUUUACGCUGGGGCCCGCUCCCUUGUCGAGGCCUGGGGCGUCCUCGAUGAGCAGGCGGCGCGGCUCCUCGCUGCCGACCUGCGGGGCAUCCUCGACCUGCUGGUGGAGGGGGCCGCGCUGACUCAGCGUGCUGACCUGGACCGCGACGUCCUCGACACGGCCCUGCUCGCAGCCGUCGCAGCCGCACAGGACCCUGGCCAGGGCUCUGAUGCCGAGCUGGCGGCGGCGAUCAGGGGCCUGCUGGGCCCCAUAUUGAGAGGCCCGGCCGCCAGCACAAGGCACCUCUGCGGCCCCGUGACUGCCGCGGGGCUAUCGCUGCUGGCCAGCGAGCGGCUGACGGGGACCCAGCUGGCCGCCACGUCAUCAGAGUGGAUGCCGGCGCUGACGGUGGCCUCCUGCGAUGACGUGGCGGCGGCCACGACGCUGCUGGCCGCCGCUGCCAAGCUGCAGGCCGGGUCCGCGGCCGCCAGGGGGCCGGGAGGAGGGGCAGCGCAAGCGCAGCCCGUGCCAGGGGCCCGCCCCUUUGACGACUCGAUGCUGGGCGGGUUCAUCGCGACCCAGGGCCUGUCGAGCACGCUGGCGCGGCAGCUGGACGGCGAGGCCUACGGCGAGACGGCUGCCGUGGCGGUGGGCUCCGCCCCCCUCUUCGUGGCCGAGCGGCUCCUGGCCAUUGCUGGCGGGGCGCUGACGCGCUGGGCGCGCACGGCAGCCUGGGCCAGGCAGCCGGCGGGCUGGGCGCCGGAUUUGGCGCGAGCGCUGGGGUCCCUGCUGGCCGCCGGGCCGCUGCGCACCGCGGCGGGCGACUUCCUGGCGGCCGCCACACGCCUGCCCUUGCCCGCCGCUUUCAGCGUCCUGCGGCGCAUGCACCCCGGCAUGUGGCCAGAGGAGGCGGCGGCGACCGACUCGCCCGACGCUGGGCCUGCGUCGGGGGGAAGGGGCAGCGGCGCAAGGCGCGUCCAGCGAGAGGAGACCCGUCGCCCCCUGGCUGAUUUCCAGGCCGCCUUUGGCGUCAGGCCGCUCGCCAGCGCUGGGGGUCACUGGCGGCACGCGGGGCAGCAGCCGGCACGAGCCGGGCCCUCCGCCGCGCCGGCCGCCUGCGAGACCAUCGACCUGACCGAGGGUGCCAGCCCUGCCCGCCCUACGAGCCCGCAGGAGCCGGCGGGGGCGGGCGGUGCGCCCCCACUUGCAUGCCCCGCCAUCAAGGUCAUCUCCCCUCCCAGCUACAAGCGGGCCGGGGGCUCUCCAGUCGCCAAGGAUGGGCUGCCGCCCUGGCUCCUGCAGCGCACGCCGGCGUCGCCGGGCGGCAGGGGCCCACGGGCAGCCCUCCCCCCCGCCGUCACCCUCGCGCAGCUGCUCUCCGAGGUACUGAGUCUGUCGCCGGGGUCGCUGGAGGCCAGGCCCCUUGACCCCGGCGUGCGCAUGGAGCAGCGCUUUGAGAGCAUGGACGCCUACGUCCAGGCGCGUGGCAGGGGAGGCAGGGUCCACACGAAGGAGGCAACCGUGUUCUGA
This is a messenger RNA of Auxenochlorella protothecoides, 1734 nucleotides long. RefSeq lists its product as hypothetical. Lineage: Eukaryota; Viridiplantae; Chlorophyta; Trebouxiophyceae; Chlorellales; Chlorellaceae. The transcript has 8 exons. The coding region runs from base 1 to 1734 and encodes 577 amino acids. The record is from RefSeq and is a predicted model, not a curated record.